AUGUCAUUCACAACACAGACUGGCGUGCCGACGAAUUUUAACUUCCUCAAUGUUCAAGCAAACGACAACCACGAAUUUAAAUCAACGCCAACAAAUUGGAACGCAUUGAAUGGUAAUAUCGCUUCUGAAGCAGGAAAUGGUCAAGCAGACUCUGCAACCUCACUGAACAAUAGGAAUUUUCAGCCUGCCAAAAAGUCGCAAAAGGCUAUGAACUCAAAUGCAUAUAAUACGGAGUCAAAAGAGGCUAGUUCGUUUUCAAGUAAAAGUAAUGCAACUUCAUUAACGAAGAAGGGAACUUUUCAGAAUGGACAUUGUCAGUCUUAUUCCUCCGAGGAAGUAUCCAAAACUGGACCGCUUUUUCCAAGUCCCGAAGAAUUCGGAUUUCAACGAGUUAAGAAAGGCAUACCGCCACGACCGACUCCCAACUACUUCUUGACCCAACCAAAAUGUCUCCAUACCCCUGUAUAUGUUCAAAGUGAGUGGGACAGACAAAACCAAAUUAAGAUGGAGCAAAUGGAAUCUGCAAAUCAAGGUAAAGACUACCAAGGGCUAUACGAGGAUUUGCAAAAACUCCGAGAGACUGAACGGAAAGAAAUGGAAAAAUUGGGACUUGUCGAUGCUGAAAAUACAGCGAAACAUCUAAAUGAGGCUAUAGCAUUUCAAGGAACGUGUCUGGACAUGUGUCCCGUAUUUGAGAGAGUACGAAGGCAGUUGGAAAAUAAUGUCAACAUGUUGGAGAGAGAUCCAACGACUAAUAAAAUAACGAAGGAGAAAGCUGUGAAAGCAUUUUCAAGGCCCGCUGCUGGUCAACCACCACCAUUACCUUCUGAAGUCAGGCCACCCCACGUUUUGAAAACUACAUUGGAUUAUUUAAUCGACAAUGUUGUCGGCAAACUACCAGAUUCCCACUCAUUUCUUUGGGAUAGGACAAGAUCGAUUAGACAAGAUUUCACUUACCAAAACAGUUUUGGCCCUGAAGCAGUGGAUUGUAAUGAGCGUAUUGUCCGCAUACAUUUAUUGUCGCUCCAUAUCAUGGCGGGAAGCGAUGUGGAAUUUUCUCAACAACAAGAAUUGGAGCAAUUUAACAAGGCCUUGCAGACAUUGAUGGAAAUAUACCAGGACGUGAGAAAUAAUGGUGGCAGCUCACCGAAUGAGGCAGAAUUCCGUGCAUACCAUUUACUCAGUCAUAUCCGGGAUCCAGAAUUGGAGAGACAAAUACAAAACCUUCCGGAACACAUCUUCCAAGAUGAAAGAGUACAAUUGGCAUUAAAAUUCAGAAAAAUCAUUUCGCAAAACAAUAUCGUUGAACGUGGUGUAACCAAUCUAAUAGGUGCAUUGGAUUUGUAUGUGGAGUUUUUCAGAGUUGUAUAUAGCGACACAACUCCUUUGUUAAUGGCAUGUUUGUUAGAAACCCAUUUCAGCGAGAUUAGGUUUUACGCCUUAAAAGCGAUGUCGAGGAGUUUCCAUACACGAGGCAAGCCCUACCAAAUGGACACACUUAGGAACCUAUUAGGGUUUGACCUGAGUGAUAAAUUCAUGAAAUUUUUGAAAUAUUAUGAGAUAGACGUUGUCAUUGAAGAUGGAGAGACAUUGGUUGAUUUGUUCAACAAGGACAAGCUUGAAAAACAAUACAAGCUCAAUUCAUUUUACGACAAACCAAAGUACCCGCCAGUAUAUUCAUCGCAAUUGGAUCGGAAACUCAAAGGGACUGACUUAAAGGCAAUCAUCAAUAGUGGCGUUCCAAACCAAACUUUUCACUUGAAGUCGAAGAAUGAAGUACUUGCAACUACAAAGAGGUCUAUUUCCAACCCAGUUGCAACCAGUUUCAAACCAGACUCCACGACAUUCACUGCUAUAACUCCUGUUGCUGAUGCACUCAAACCAAGCGAGGUAAAAUUUUCUCCCACACCCCCUCCGGACAAGGCGAAGCCUAAUCUAGAGAAGGAUGUUUUUUCGCAACCAAAAGUUCAAGCAACCACAUCCAGUUUUGGGUAUGCUACAAAUACACAACCCAACUUUCAAUUCGGCGUAGCCAAUGAUGCUAUUGUGGAUAUGAGGACGAAAAGUUCACCUGUUCCCAAUAAGAAUUUAAUUGCGGAGAAACCAAAGAUAGACUUUUCCUUUAGCAAGCCAUUUGGAACACCAGAAGUGGCUUCAGGUAGGCUCCGCGAGGCUGCUACAAUACCAGAGACUAAAUCUCGUUCAUUGUUUCUGGCCAAAGAGGCUGAUCAAGUGCCACUGAGUCAAAUCUUGUCUACCAAAAUAGAGUCUCUGGCAUUACCAAUAACUUCCAAAAAGUUGGCGGAUCAUCAUUUAUAUCGAGGGGCAGUUGAAGAAGUUGUUAACCAAUACUUGGCUAAUAUGGUUGAUUCAGAAACAAAGUCGGUUUUGGCGAGUGUUCUUUUCAGACACAAUGCUGAGGUUCAGCGUUUCAAUAUCAUCAAAACUUUGGAAGACGAGUUAUUUUCAGCAUUCGUUGCCGAAAGCACCUAUCAGUGCACGUUGGAAGCAGCUGCAACAUACACGCGUGACCUUUUCCUCAAGAAACAGGCCGUUUCUUGGUUGGCAAAGAGAGCCAGAGAGUGUGUGACCUCGUACAGGUCUAAGCAAGCAAAGAGAAACGAGCUUGAAUCUGUUAGGUUUGGGAACCCAUUAAAAAGAAGAUCAAGUAGUGAUGUACUGAGAUUGAGCACACCUGGUAAAAAGCAUAGGCAUGAUUUAACAGCAACUGACUUUGUGAAAAAGCAAGCGGAGAUGAAACGGUUGUGGGAACCUUUGAAUUUGAAGAAGUUUGCCGAUACGUGCACAUCCAAAGUUUCUCUCACCAUAGCGGAGAACAAUAUAAAACUCAAAUGGUUGUUGGUGGUGGAGGAUUGGGAGAGCCAGUAUUCAAAAUGGUUAAUUGCAAAAUUCGGGUUGAAAGCAAACAUGAAAAAGAUGGUGUAUGAAAACAUGGUUGAAAGUGACAAGGUUGAUUUAGAAAUUACCAGUUUGCCGAGAAAAGAAUUUCUUACAAAGGACUUUUUUCAUGAUUGUAGCUUCAUUUUAUUUGAAUGUGGGUUGUGUUCCGAGUCCAGUCAGACAAUUGAAAGUAAGUUGUCAAGUGAUGCAAAAGUUUUGAAAAAGAUCAUUUCAAUGUGCGAGAGGUAUACCUAUUAUAAACCUAGUAUUCUCAUUUUGUUUUGGAAUGCUACUCAAUCAGAAAUCACAACUGAUCGAGCCAUACAAUUACUCAACUUGGAGCAAACACCGUCCACAAAGACGAUAAAAGAUCUCAUUUUCUGUGACAUGGCCAAUGAAAGUAAUAGUAUUAGCCAAGUACUUACACUGUCUGUGGAAAAGUUGGCAAUGGAUUUUGAUGCUGGGUUGAGUGCGAGAGGAGUGAAGCAUGCCAUUAAAGUAAGAGAAAAGCGCAGAAUGAGUCGUGUCAAUGAAAAAAUGGAACAUAUCGAACCGACUGGUGGUGGUGAUAGCGUCGCCGAAAAGGCCAAGAAAUUAAUGGAAAAUGCACGGAAGCUUCAAAAGUACGACUAUCUCAAUCGCGCAGUCAAACCAACUCCUACAACAAAACCUUCCAAUCCAAAUACAAGUAUUGGUGACUUUGCCCAUAAAUCUUUGGCUCAAAUAAUUGCACACCGUGGAAACAGAUACUACAACUCCAGCAUAUUCAGUCGUGAUUCCACGUUUUUGAACACCUCGGUUAUGUCCAACAAUUCCGUUUUCAAUAAUUUUGGCAGGGGCGUUGUGCAAGAAAGUACGCCAAAUGCGUCUUUUAGAAGGAAAGGAACAGAUGAAACUGAGCUUGAAGAAGACACCGGUGACGAUGACAAACUCCGUGAGUUGAGAAAAUUAACCGCAAGUAUCAGGAGUAAAUACAAAAAAACAAACUCAGAGCAUGUUUAG
Lodderomyces theae is the source of this 3903-nucleotide messenger RNA. RefSeq names its product Sac3p (gene SAC3). Gene Ontology annotation, biological process: mRNA export from nucleus. The transcript has a single exon. The record is from RefSeq and is a predicted model, not a curated record. Gene Ontology annotation, cellular component: nucleus; cytoplasm; transcription export complex 2. NCBI's taxonomy places the organism in Eukaryota, Fungi, Ascomycota, Pichiomycetes, Serinales, Debaryomycetaceae. Bases 1 to 3903 code for a protein of 1300 amino acids.